AUGGAGGAAGAGGAAGAUAUGUGUGUUAAAAAUGUAGGUGAAUAUAAAGGGUUGAUGCAACAAAGUGUGGAUAGUAACAAAGAUAAAGAGAUAGCUAGAAGAGGUGGAGAUGUGAUUAGCAAAAAUGUCAGUAACAAUAAAAGCAAAGCAUUCAAAGAAGAUCUGAAGCCUGAUGCACCAAAUCGUAGUAUAAGUUUAAUCAAUAUAUUUUGGAAUAAUAUUGAGAGUAGUGAUUCUAAUCAAGUUGAAUUAGAGAAGGAAAAUGCUGAAGAAAAUGAUAUUGUAAGUAAUGAAUCGAUUGGUGAGGUGGAUGAUCGAGAAUUGGAUAACUUGGAAGCUGAAGUUGACCAGUUGUUGUCAGAUAUGAAGAACGGUGAUGAUAAAGAGAUUAAUUUGAUUAAUUUUUAUGAACUGGAUCGAAGAAGUGAAAGAAAUGACUUGAUUGACUUUAGAUGUGCUGCAAAGAAAUCAGUAAAGAACGAUGAAGUAAAGGAUAAAAUAAUUCAGGAAGUGGAUGUAGUUAGUAUUGGGCAUUGUGGCCAGAAUAAAGUUGGAGUCAAAAAUAAUAAUAAUGGAAAUAAAGCUCCUGAUAGUAGAGCUGAAAUCAUUAGAAAUAAAAUGGAAAAUAUUGAAGAAACAUGUGAUGAAUUCUAUGAUGAAAAGGAUAAACACAAGAAAUUCAUCUGUUGUUAA
Messenger RNA from Dentiscutata erythropus, 693 nucleotides. Lineage: Eukaryota; Fungi; Glomeromycota; Glomeromycetes; Diversisporales; Gigasporaceae. The record is from the annotation of a GenBank genome assembly.